Molecule: messenger RNA, 1316 nt
Organism: Magnolia sinica
Lineage: Eukaryota; Viridiplantae; Streptophyta; Magnoliopsida; Magnoliales; Magnoliaceae
Exons: 8
Coding region: 250-1125 (291 amino acids)
Biological process (GO): endocytosis
Cellular component (GO): membrane; clathrin vesicle coat
Source: RefSeq, a predicted model, not a curated record
UCUUUCCAAUGUGCCCCACCUUUUCCACGGCUACGAUGUUAUACAAAACUCACACAACUCAGCGGAAACAAAAACAAACGUUGUAGGUGAACAGCUCUCAGCAGUAAUUUUAGAACGGUGGUCUUCGAUUCCAUACACCGGCGCGAACUCGCAGAUUUCUUCUCACCCAAACCUUUCCCUGCUUUCUCUGUUCUCGAUUAUAUCCAGAUCUGCCUUUCUCCUCCUACUUUCUCAUCGAAAUCUCUGAAAAUGGAGAAAGAAGAGCAGAAAUCCCCAGAGUCGGAAGUUGACGGAAAUGAGAAGGUAGAAGAAGCGGAGGCAGUUGAAUUCAUGCUCUUCCAAGUCGCAGAAUGCUAUGUCUAUCUGAUACCACCAAGGAAAAGUGCAGCUUCUUACAGGGCUGAUGAAUGGAAUGUCAACAAAUGGGCAUGGGAAGGGGCAUUAAAAGUAAUCAGCAAAGGGGAGGAGUGCAUUAUCAAGCUUGAAGAUAAGACCACAGGAGAGCUUUAUGCUCGAGCAUUUCUGAGAAACGGGGAGCCACAUCCGGUGGAGCCUGUGAUUGACAGCAGCAGAUACUUCGUUCUUCGGGUGGAAGAGAAUAUAGGUGGUCGUCUACGGCAUGCUUUCAUUGGUAUAGGUUUUCGAGAAAGAACCCAAGCUUAUGACUUCCAAGCUGCCCUUCAUGACCAUAUGAAAUACCUAAACAAAAAGAAGACUGCUGAAGAGAUGGAGCAGCAUUAUCAGAAGACGUCCUCAGUUGAUUACAGUCUAAAAGAAGGGGAAACACUGGUGUUGCAAAUAAAGAAUAAGGGAUCUCGCAGUUCCAAGUCUACAUUUUUUGAGCAGGGUCUCAACAAUCUCUCAUUGGAAGAAAAGGCAAAUAUGAAAGAGCCCACAAUCUGUCUCAAACCACCACCGCCCCCACCAGCUCCACUUUCACCUGUUGGCACUGCUCAGAAAGCACCAGUAAACUUUCCAUCUAAUUUCAGUCUUCAGGGGACUACUGAUGAUUCUGACCCACAUGGUCCGAAAGAAUGUCAAUCCAAAGAACCUUCUUCACAAGAAGAUAAGAACUCUCAAGAUACCGUGGAAGAUGACUUUGGAGAUUUUCAGGUGGCAGAUUAACUUUGUUUUAUGAAUCUCAACUUUUCUUUGCUUGAAUGCUUGAAAUGGUUGCAUGCUUCCAUUGGGAAGUAUGUCUUGGUUUUGGUCAAUGCACCGAUUUUAUACCCGUUAGUUUGGUUGAGAGGUUCUACACUUUCGGAGAUUGAUGAUCUCGAUUUACUUAGAAAAUAGAAUUUGUAUAAAAUUAUUAU